This is a messenger RNA of Cetraspora pellucida, 288 nucleotides long. The record is from the annotation of a GenBank genome assembly. NCBI's taxonomy places the organism in Eukaryota, Fungi, Glomeromycota, Glomeromycetes, Diversisporales, Gigasporaceae.
AUGCGAAAAGCUGGAGAAGUAACAUUUGCCGACUGUCAUAAAGACCGCGAUGGGGAAGGAUCUCCCCGUCGUAGUUCUCGCCGAUCUCCUUCACGCUCUCCACGUCGAAGUUCCCGCCGUUCUCGUUCAAGGUCCAAGACCCCACCUCCUAAUGGAAAAGAUCAUAGCUCUCGCUCUCCUUCGCCUCGCCGUGGACGUGAGGAUUCUCGCAGUCCUAAAAGAAGCCGAUCCAGAAGUGGUGAACGAGAGCGUGUCCACGAUGAUGACAAGGAUAUGAAAGACGAUUGA